AUGAGGAUUCAGGACAAACACUCUAAAGUAUCUGUACAGAAUACCUCAAUUCAUGCAUGCGCUGAAUCUGGAGAUAUUAUUGCCUUUCAGAGGUUACUUCAGAACGACCCUUCUCGUCUUCAUGGAAGAAGCCUUAUGUUGGUACAGACACCACUACAUGUUUCCGUUGCUAACAAUAAAGUUGAGAUAGUUAAGUAUUUGCUCGACUGGAGUGGACCUGGCGAGGUCGAGUUGGAAGCUAAAAAUGUUUAUGGUGAGACUCCAUUACAUUUGACAGCUAAGAACGGAUGCGAUGAGGUAGCGAGGAUGCUUCUUUCUCACCAUGCCAACAUCCAAGCUAAAACCAAUAACUGUUUGACUCCAUUGCAUCUUUCUGUUGGCUAUGCCCUACGAUCUGGAGACUACUCGAUAGUGAAGACAUUGUUAGAUCACAAUGCUAAUUGCUAUGCAGAAGACAAUGAGGGCAUGAUUCCUUUAAAUUAUGUCCCAGAUACUCUAGAAAAUCAAGAACUGCGCAGACUCCUCUGCCAAAAUGUUGAAGAGCAGAAAUACCGAGAUUACAAUGAAGAUAUACGCGGUGGAGUGCAAGGAAUAUUAGACGAGCUUGACCGUGAAUUGUCAAAGAUAGUGGGACUACGUGAGCUUAAAGUGCAACUUCGGAAGUGGGCAAAAGGGAUGAUUUUGGACGAGAAGCGUCGGUCCAUGGGGAUAGAUCUUGGCCCCCGGAAAGCACCUCACAUGGCGUUCCUUGGAAAUCCCGGGACAGGAAAGACAACUGUAGCACGCAUUCUUGGUAGUCUACUCCAUUCUUUGGGUGUUCUUUCUUCCGAUAGUGUAAUCGAAGUUCAAAGAACGGACUUGGUAGGGGAAUAUCUUGGUCAAACUGGACCAAAAACUAGAGGAAAGAUUGAAGAGGCCAAGGGGGGUAUUCUAUUUGUGGACGAAGCAUACCGCUUAGCAAUCGAACAGAAAACAGGUCACCAAGAUUAUGGGGUGGAAGCGUUAGAGGAGAUCAUGUCUGUGUUGGAAGAUGGAGAUAUUGUAGUAAUUUUUGCUGGUUACACUGAACCGAUGAAGCGUGUAAUGUCUUCGAACGAAGGAUUCUGCAGAAGGGUAACACAUUUUUUCCAUUUCGAUGAUUUUAGUCCCCAGGACCUUGCCGAGAUUGUGCGUGUAAAGAUGACUAAACAAACCGAGGGGAGCCGAUACUAUGGAUUUAGGUUGCAUCCUCUCUGUACUUUAGAAGCUAUAACUGCACUCAUAGAGAAGGAAAGCACUGAGAAGUUACGUAACAAAAUGAAUGGGGGAUUAGCCGAUCAUAUGCUAACAAACGCAAAAGAAAAUUUGGAUACGCGACUUAGUUUUGACUCCAAAGGUGAUGAGUUACUCACGAUCACAUUCAACGAUUUAGAGGUUGGACUUCAACAAUUAUCGUCACGUGUGACUAUCGACUAA
Fraxinus pennsylvanica is the source of this 1455-nucleotide messenger RNA. NCBI's taxonomy places the organism in Eukaryota, Viridiplantae, Streptophyta, Magnoliopsida, Lamiales, Oleaceae. The record is from the annotation of a GenBank genome assembly.